Molecule: messenger RNA, 2048 nt
Organism: Melitaea cinxia (Glanville fritillary)
Lineage: Eukaryota; Metazoa; Arthropoda; Insecta; Lepidoptera; Nymphalidae
Product: ubiquitin carboxyl-terminal hydrolase isozyme L3-like
Exons: 2
Coding region: 137-829 (230 amino acids)
Biological process (GO): protein deubiquitination; ubiquitin-dependent protein catabolic process
Cellular component (GO): cytoplasm
Molecular function (GO): cysteine-type deubiquitinase activity
Source: RefSeq, a predicted model, not a curated record
UACCUAUUGCGUUUGGUGUCAUUCUGUCAUUAAUGAAUCAAGGUUUUAUUUUUCGAAGAACCGGCAAUUCAUAUUGAACGUUUGUCGUUUAUUGGUUGAUUAUUCUUGAAAAUUUAGUCAGUAAGAAUAGUUCAAAAUGGCUACGGAAACUCUAGUUCCUUUGGAAUCGAAUCCUGAAGUAAUGAAUAAAUUUCUGCAGAAACUUGGUGUUCCUUGCAAUUGGAAUAUAGUUGAUGUUAUGGGUCUUGAACCAGAAUUGCUUUCAUGGGUGCCGAAACCGGUAAUAGCUGUUACACUUCUUUUUCCUCUUUCUGAUGCUUAUGAGCACCAUAAACAAAAAGAAGAAAAUGAUAUACUAUCCAAAGGGCAAGAAAUUUCAAAUAAUCUAUUUUAUAUGAAGCAAAAUAUAAGUAAUGCAUGUGGGACAGUAGCACUUGUACAUGGAGUAGCAAAUAAUACUGAUAAAAUUCAAUUAAAUGAUGGACCCUUAAAGAAAUUUUUAGAGGAGGCGACAGAACUAGACGCCAAUGCUAGAGGGGAACUAUUUGUUAAAAGUGAGAGUAUUAUUAAUGCUCAUAAGGAAUUGGCCCAAGAAGGUCAAACUAAUACUCCCAGUGCGGAUGAUUCAGUUAACCAUCAUUUCAUUACGUUUGUACAUAAAGAUGGAAUAUUAUAUGAGUUAGAUGGGCGUAAGGCCUUUCCAAUAAAUCACGGUAAAACAACACCUGAUUCUUUGUUAGACGAUGCAGCAAAGAUAUGUAAAGAAUUCAUGGCACGUGACCCAGAGGAGGUCCGUUUUACUGUGGUUGCUCUGGCUGCUUCUGAGUAAUAUUAAUAAAGAAAUGCUUUUACUUGUAUUGUUACAUAAUAUGGUAUUCUAAAAUAAAUUGCUUACCAUAGUGCUUCAUUGAUUUUCAACCUUUAAAAAAUGUUACUUAAACUUACGUAAACUUAAUAUAUUUAUUUUGUAUGCUAUGCAAGCCUUUUGUGAUAUUAAAUACCCUAUUUAUAUUUAAUAUUGAUGUUUUAAAUUUCAGACAGCCCAAAAGUAACCUUUUAAAUUUAUAAUCAUAGAAAAAAAUAUUACAUUUAUAUAAUAAUAUUUACAAACUUUGUAUAUGUGAAACAACAGGAUUUAAAAUUAAUAAAAUAGCAUUUUCAUUAAAUAGAACAGGUUUACCGAGUAAAGUUGAUCAAUAAUAGUAAAUUUUUAAAACACAGUUUAUGUAAAUAGAUGAGUAGUGGUUAUAUUUUGUUAGUUUAUUAAUUUCUUAUUAAUUAUUAUUGAUUACCUUAGCUUAUAGAUGCUUGCAACCAGAAGCAUCGCAAGUGUGCUGCCAACCCUACCCCCAAUAGGUAGUUGUUUGAGUUUGAAAAUAGUUGAAGUUGACUAAUUUCCAUGAAUAUAAAAUAGCUAAAUUUACUGAUUUAAUUUUUUUUAUUAGCAUUGAUGCCAUAUACAUUUGACGAGCCUAGGUAAUAAUCUUUAUACCGGGCGGAGAUUGGAUUACGAAACGUACCCACUGGGCAUCUAGAUUAGCGACCACUAAAAGUAGAGAACUGAAGAAAGCAGUAGUUCUCGAAAUUGCGUCACCAUCUGCACCCACAGAAUUUUUUUUUGUUACCAAGGGCUUGACGCGACUCUUUUUCGGGGUGGAAACGUGCUUAGAUGGCUUAUCUGAUCAUGAUCCUGUCUUCCUCACUGCUAGUACUACUGUGCUCAACAACAAAAAGGCUCUAUUCUAUACAAUUGUCAAACAGAUUGCGAUGCUUUCCGUGAGGUAGGGGAGAUUGGGUAACAGUGGAUCACGGAUCACAAUGGAUCAUUCGUUAUUAACUCCGUUUAUGUAGUGCUUAAUGCACACAAACAAACGCGUGGCUCAUCCACACCCCUCUCAACCGCGCUAAUCAACAACAAGAAAAUAGGUACCUAUCUGAGAGAUACCUAUUUUCUUGUUAAUUUAACAGUGACUUUUGUUAAUUUUUGAUGAGACUAGAGUAAAUGGUUGAAGACUGCUUAAAAGUACAAAUAAACGAGUGGAAAUGUC